Messenger RNA from Thrips palmi, 1201 nucleotides. RefSeq names its product deoxyribose-phosphate aldolase (gene Dera). The transcript is spliced from 6 exons. Gene Ontology annotation, biological process: carbohydrate catabolic process; deoxyribonucleotide catabolic process. Bases 163 to 1125 code for a protein of 320 amino acids. The record is from RefSeq and is a predicted model, not a curated record. Gene Ontology annotation, molecular function: deoxyribose-phosphate aldolase activity. NCBI's taxonomy places the organism in Eukaryota, Metazoa, Arthropoda, Insecta, Thysanoptera, Thripidae. Gene Ontology annotation, cellular component: cytoplasm.
UGCAGAGUAGAGAGUGGGAGGGGGUGUGGGCUUGGGGCUUGCCCGUGUCCGCCGGUGCUUAUCAAAUGUUGAGAGAUCAGCUGAUUGUUAGAUAGAAUAACACUCUGAAAGUUGUUAGUUACAGGGAAAUUAAUAUAGCGCGGGUUAUUUUUAUUGCUCAAUAUGGUGGUGUUAAAUCCAGGCUGUGAGCUAGACUUGGGAUGGCUUAACUCAAUCCAUGUGAACACUGCUGCUGUCCACCAACGUGCUGCAAACCUUCAGUCACGGAAAGCUGUGAAAGGUCCCUACCAAGCCGCCUGGCUUUUAAGAGCAGUGACUUGUAUUGACUUAACGACACUGGGUGGUGAUGAUACAGAUUCCAAUGUUAUGCGCCUGUGUGCCAAGGCUUGCCGAGCGGUCUCUGAGGAUAUGUUGGAGGCUUUAGGAUUCGAAGCUGGUAAUAUUCAGACAGCAGCGGUUUGUGUUUAUCCUGCUAAAGUACCUAUUGCUGUUGCAACAUUGAAGAAGAUGAAAAUGGAAAACAAAAUAAACGUUGCCUCAGUUGCCACUGGAUUUCCCUCCGGCCAGUAUCCAUUGGAGACUCGACUUGCAGAAAUACGAUGGGCAGUGGAGAAGGGAGCACACGAAAUUGAUAUUGUUGUUGACCGCAGCCUUGUGAUAAAUAAGUUGUGGGUUGACUUGUAUCAGGAAAUUCAAAAGAUGAAAGAAGCAUGUGGAAGUGCACAUUUAAAAACCAUUCUUGCAGUUGGAGAGCUUGGGUCGUUUGACAAUGUAUACAAGGCUUCACUUGUUGCAAUGAUGGCCGGUUCUGAUUUCAUAAAAACAUCCACAGGAAAAGAGGCAGUAAAUGCAACCAUCCCAGUGGGAAUUGUCAUGUGCCGAGCAAUCAAGGAUUACUGGACUAGAACUGGCUAUCAAGUUGGAUUCAAACCAGCUGGAGGAAUUCGCACUGCUGCUGACUCCCUUGCCUGGCUUAUCAUGAUUAAGGAGGAGUUAGGUAAUGACUGGCUCAAUAACAAGAUGUUCCGAUUUGGGGCAUCUGGUUUGCUUGGCGACAUUGAGCGUCAACUACAUCAUCACAUAACUGGCCGCUACGCAAGUGCAACUCAAUUUGCUAUGGGGUAGAAAAAGUGAAAUAUUUUACUUGUAUAAAAAAUGCUCUAUUUUAAUUAUUAAACAAGACUGGAUAUAAACUAAAUAA